CGCUCAGUUGAAUCGCGCCAAUCGCGGAUUUUGACAGGUCGUUGAAAACCAAAACAACUUUUUAGGUUAUGUAUUUAAUUGUUUAUGUACAAUAAAGAAUAAACUAAUAAUAUUACCUAAUAUAAUAAACUAAAUAUGAAAAACAGUUGGUUUAAACUAGUAUGUAACAAAACAGAAUUGCAACUAGUGGGUACUCUAAAUGGAGGUCAAAGUUUUAGGUGGAAAAAACAUCCCCAAAACAAUGAUCAAUGGAUAGGAGUAUUUUCAAAAAAGGUUUGGAUUUUAAAGCAAGAAGAAAACUGUAUUCUUUAUCAAGUAUUAGAAAAAUCAGAAAAUCAAGAUGAAAACCAUUACAAUCUGUUGUUAAAAACCUAUUUCCAGCUUGAUUUAAAUCUCGCAAAAUAUUACUCCGAGUGGUCAGAGUGCGAUAGAUAUUUUAAAGACGCUGCAAAACAAUUUUAUGGAAUUAGGAUUUUAAAACAGGAUUUAACUGAAAAUAUUUUCUCCUUUAUUUGUUCUUCAAAUAACCAUAUUUCUAGGAUCAGUAGCAUGGUAGAGAAGUUGGCAAAAUUUUAUGGUGAAGAAAUCUGCGAAUAUGAAGGAGAGAUGUAUUACUCAUUUCCUGACGUUGCAAGCCUAGCUCAAGAUUCUGUAGAAGAUAAAUUGAAAGCGAAUGGUUUUGGAUACAGAUCCAAAUAUAUUAGCAAAUCUGCUCAACACAUAUCGAAUGAAGGUGGUGAGAAUUGGUUAGCUAAGUUAAGAGACAUGGAAUAUGCAGAUGCUAAAAAAACUUUGAUGAAACUAACUGGUGUUGGUGCUAAGGUAGCAGAUUGUAUAUCUCUGAUGUCUUUAGGCCAUCUUGGCUCAGUACCUGUUGAUACUCAUGUGUAUCAAAUAGCUAAGAGACUUUACAUGCCUAAACUACCCAAUAAUAAAACUGUGACUGAGAAGGUUUACAAUGAAAUUGGGGAUCAUUUUAGACAGUUAUAUGGACCUCUAGCCGGAUGGGCACAUACCGUGUUAUUUUGCGCGGAUCUUAAGAAAUUUCAAGGCAAUAAUGUUGAUUCAGAGGAAAUAAACAGCACAACUAAGAAGAAAAAGAAGUCCAAAUAAUUUUAAUACUCUUUUAUAAUGUAACGAUUUACUUUGCUUCCAGUUUGUUUAAUACAUUUUUUUAUAUUAUUUAAUUCUAGUAUUAUUUUUUAGAG
Psylliodes chrysocephalus is the source of this 1208-nucleotide messenger RNA. The record is from the annotation of a GenBank genome assembly. NCBI's taxonomy places the organism in Eukaryota, Metazoa, Arthropoda, Insecta, Coleoptera, Chrysomelidae.